CGUAAUGAAAGAUGAAAGGAAUAGGAGGGCCGCUUCUAUGCAUAGGCGAUCUGCUCAGCGAUCUUGGAGAAUCGGACGGUGCUGAUCCUCCACACCACCAUGAAACCCCUCUCUCAUCGUCUUCCUCUUCCAUUUCCAGCCCCAUUGACACCCCUCAAGCGCAAGCAUUGGACCUCACCAAGCUCUUCCAGGAAGACUAUGACCGCUUGAAUGAGGCGCUCUCUGGCACAGACCACUCAUGGACGGCUCUAACCCUAAAGUUAUGCUCUGCUCUGGAAAAUGCAAACAAAUUGGUCCAUUCCACCAACGCAAAUGUGAGGCUGCUGUCAGAGAAGGUUGGAGAGCUCGAGAAAGUAGUCAAGAGAGGAGACUCUGCCUUAGCAUCAGCCAAGGCCAUCCAUCAUGUCUGUUUGAACCAAAAGCAAGGACUAUUUAGCGGCAGUGAAAAUACCAGAUAAUCAUAUCAGGAUCAAGGUUACUGAAAGUCAGAUUUAUAGGAUGUUUUAUGUUACUUGUCAGGAGCUUACAAAAACCCCUCUUCUUUGUUAAAGAUCAGAAAGAAUGAAGGAUAUAAAACGUAUGCACCGUGAAAUGUGAAAGGUUUUGAACAUUGUAAGGCUCCCUUUGGCUAUACAAUAUUUGCCCCCCUUGCUUUCC
Corylus avellana is the source of this 657-nucleotide messenger RNA. Its product is annotated as histone-lysine N-methyltransferase. The record is from RefSeq and is a predicted model, not a curated record. Lineage: Eukaryota; Viridiplantae; Streptophyta; Magnoliopsida; Fagales; Betulaceae.